CUUGGAUAUUGCACAUUAUCAUCAAACAGCCCCAAGAAAGGAAUACGGUGACAAAAUGUACCGCAUGCCUUUCACAUUAGCUGUUACCCUUGCUUUACUGUCUGCGGUGUCGGGAUACGACUCCAAAAAAUCUUAUUAUGGUCACUACGAAAAAAAUCGGAGAAAUGAUCCCUUUCCAAAUGGCUUGAGAGUAGGAAGUUUGAGAAAUUCCCUUUCAGCUUUAGACUCAGGACGCCAUGCUUCACUUGGAUUGGCCACAGAUUCCUUUGACGUCAUUGCACCAGGAGGGAACUUUUUAGAUGUAGGCUCAUCGCAAUUGUCAUUUGGACGGAAUCGACGCAGGCGUUUAAAAUAUCACGGAAAGUAUCACAGGUCCGGACAUGCUGGUUCUAGAGGAUUCUCCAGAUUCAACUUUGAUGGGGUAGACACAUUUAAUGGACGUUUAGGAAGGGGGCCUUACUUUGAUGAGAGUCUAGACAUCUUUCCUUUUGAUGAUAGACACAAUUCACGAAAUCUUGGUGCUGAAUUCUUUUCUGAUCGUUUUGAUGCCUUUCCUGGGGAUGUCAGCAGGUUCACCUUACCCUCGGUUCUCUCAUCUCGUUCUGCAUCAAGGAGGGGAACAUAUCAUAAGCAUCAUAACGACAACGGAAAAUAUUAUGACAACAACAAAUAUUACCACAGCAGACAUCAUUCUGACAACAAUCAGUAUCACGAUAUCGGGCCCUAUUCUGAUUCUUUGGGUGGUAUUCGUUCAGAAAGAUUUCUAGACAGUCCAGCGGGUUUUGGGGCAUUUUCUUCAUCAGCGGCUGACUUCAUCGAUAUUAACCCCGUAUUGCGUAAAGACAAACAUAAACAAGGAUACAAGGGAUCUAGGCACACUGACUAUAUCUAAUCAAAACUACUUUCCCGAACAUUUAGAAACAUGCAUUGUAAAAUAAUUUUUAGAGAUUUAUUAAAACUAGUUUCCGAGAUCUGUCAGUGUUAAAAUCAUAAAGGUAAUAAAAAUUAAAGGUACAUGCA
Molecule: messenger RNA, 1020 nt
Organism: Saccostrea echinata
Lineage: Eukaryota; Metazoa; Mollusca; Bivalvia; Ostreida; Ostreidae
Exons: 2
Coding region: 56-892 (278 amino acids)
Source: RefSeq, a predicted model, not a curated record